UUCACGAGAGAUGAAAAAGAAAUAUAAUUGGGCCUUAAAGGCCUAUGAUUAUGAAGCCCAUAUACUUGGGCCGGUUGUAAUGAUACUCAUCUGUUUCCAGUAUAAGUUGGCCAUGUGCUCAUUUGCACAAAACCCUAGCCGAUUUGCGCCGCGAGAUAUAUAUCUUCACCUUCUCUCGCAGGAAGCUCUGUAGUGGCAGUUUCAAUCGAAAACGAUGAAGUUCAACGUCGCGAAUCCUACCACUGGUUGCCAGAAGAAGCUCGAGAUCGACGAUGACCAAAAGCUCCGUGCUUUUUACGACAAGAGGCUCUCUCAGGAAGUUAGCGGUGAUGCUUUGGGCGAGGAGUUCAAGGGGUACGUUUUCAAGAUCAUGGGAGGUUGCGACAAGCAAGGUUUCCCAAUGAAACAGGGAGUUCUCACCCCUGGUCGUGUCCGCCUUUUGCUUCACCGAGGUACUCCUUGUUUCAGAGGACACGGAAGGAGGACUGGUGAGAGGAGAAGAAAGUCUGUCCGUGGUUGCAUUGUCAGCCAAGAUCUCUCGGUUCUUAACCUUGUCAUUGUCAAGAAGGGUGAGAAGGAUCUUCCCGGGCUUACCGACACCGAGAAGCCAAGGAUGAGAGGUCCCAAGAGAGCUUCCAAGAUCCGCAAGCUGUUCAACCUUGGAAAGGAUGAUGAUGUCAGGAAGUAUGUCAACACUUACCGCCGCAAAUUCACUAACAAGAAAGGUAAGGAAGUGAGCAAAGCCCCCAAGAUCCAGAGGCUUGUGACUCCUUUGACACUUCAGAGGAAGAGAGCUAGAAUUGCUGACAAGAAAAAGAGAAUCGCCAAGGCUAACGCUGACGCAGCUGAUUACCAGAAGCUUCUUGCCUCCAGGCUCAAGGAGCAGCGUGAUCGCCGUAGUGAAAGUUUGGCCAAGAAGAGGUCUAGGCUCUCUUCUGCUGCCGCUAAGCCCGUUGCUGCUUAAAACCAUUUUCAAAUAUCAAGAGACUUCCUUCUCUCUAGUCUGUUUCUCGUCGUAUUUGGACAUGUAAACGCCGUUUGAACGUCUAUCUUUUUUGGUUUCUGCUUUGUGUUAGCUCUUAAACCUUCUAUCAUAUCAAAGUUUUGAACUUGUUUGCUA
Molecule: messenger RNA, 1120 nt
Organism: Brassica napus (rape)
Lineage: Eukaryota; Viridiplantae; Streptophyta; Magnoliopsida; Brassicales; Brassicaceae
Product: 40S ribosomal protein S6-2
Exons: 6
Coding region: 215-964 (249 amino acids)
Biological process (GO): translation
Cellular component (GO): ribosome
Molecular function (GO): structural constituent of ribosome
Source: RefSeq, a predicted model, not a curated record